AUGAAUGAUGAAAAUGAUGCACCAAUCCGAACAGUAUAUCGCUUAAUCAAAGAAUCACAAGCUAUUGAUAACUAUUGGGUAAUAGAACACAGUCUCUUAGAUCUAAACAAAUCUGGAGUUGUUUCUAGUGAUUUCGGGCACUUCAAUUGCAUACUUUAUCCGAAGCUAAAAUUAAACGGUGUCUCAUUUAAACUCGAAUUAAUUGUCACAGGAAACUCUCUUCCCACAGUUAGAUUCGAAAAACCAUUAUUCCACCCAUAUGUCGAUGAAAAUAGAUACUUGUGCCUUCCUUUAACAAGUAAUUGCAAACUCGAUAUUCAAAAAGAUCCUCUGAAAGACAUUUUAGAAUACAUUCGAAGAGUUUUUAUUCUACAAGAAAGAUCUGAAAAGGAUGAGUGCUACAACGCUACUGCUCUAAAGGAAUAUAACGAAGAUCAGGACAAAUUCUUUGCAAAACUUUCAGAACAAGGUUCUUCAUUUUAA
Molecule: messenger RNA, 483 nt
Organism: Trichomonas vaginalis G3
Lineage: Eukaryota; Parabasalia; Trichomonadida; Trichomonadidae
Product: UBC-like family
Exons: 1
Coding region: 1-483 (160 amino acids)
Source: RefSeq, a predicted model, not a curated record